ACGCGCCAAAUUCGUAUCGGGUGGAAGGCGCAACGGAAGCCAAACAACAGUGUAUUUUAAAUAGUUUUAUCUGUCAAUUUUAAACACUUUUGUAGGAGAUUUUUUAUCCUCAAUAUGUCUCAGAAAGCAGGCUAUUCACCCAGCUUUAAGCGACCCUCGGAAAUCAUGCGAAUGAGGAGGAAAAGAGCCCAAAGCAUCGCCGGUGUCUCCCCCAGCCCGAGCUCUACAGACAGUCCGGGACAAAGCAGCUCCUCCCCGGCCUGUGUUCGGCCUUUCUCUCCGGGGCCGCUCUUCAACAGCCAGAACCGCUCCGGAGGCGGGACGAAACGCAGAAACCCGUUCGCAAAUAUCGAAAACACGUACAGCCCCAACAAGAAGUUUAUAAUUCAUAACGAUGACGGGAAUAUUGAGGCUGUAAAUACACGGCGAGACAACGAGGAAGACAUGUCAACAAAGACUGACUGUCAGGGAGUUUUUUCUUUCAGUUCGAGUCUGACCGAGGCCGAGAAACAGGAGCGAGGAGAGGUUUCCAGCAAGAAGUGUCUGACUUUCUCUGAGGAUGACUCUCUGUUUGAAGAAGAGGAGGAAAAUGCUAAAAGUCCACUUUUGAAGAGUCCUCAGGCCAUCACUCCUGCUUCUAUCGCUCCUGCUUCUAUCGCUCCUCCCGUGUGUACAGAGUUUCCAGCAGACUGGAGCCUGAAGACUCGCCUCCUCUUCACGUCUCCCCUCACCAUGUCAUGGUCCGAGCAGCCUAAAGCGCAGGAGGAGGCCCUGGGGCUCAGCCAGCACUGCAGAGCGCAGUUUAUUUCCCUGCCUCACAGUCUACAGGAUCCCAGGUCCUGCCCAGACCUUCGUUGUGCCUUCCAGCAAAGUCUGGUGUACUGGCAGCAUCCGUCUCUUCCCUGGAUCCCUCUGUUCCCCAGGAUCAAUGUUGAGAGGAACUUCAAGGGGAAGAGCACCCCCUGGGCACAAGACGUGUCACUGCAGCAGAGUCUAAUGAGUGAAUGGUCAGUCAGUCUGUCAUCUCUCUACGGUCUCCUGAAGGCCAGACUGUGUCCUUAUUUCUACCUCUGCUCCUAUCAGUUUACAGUUUUAUUCAGAGCAGCAGGUCUCGGUGGUUCCAACACCAUCACAGCACUGAUUUCUCCAACAACUCGAGGUAUCAGGGAGGCGAUGAAGGCUGAAGGUAUAGAGUUCAGUCUCCCUCUAGUGGAGGAGAGACGGAGGAGCAAGGGCCAGCAGAACGUGGCUGAACAGCAAGGAGAGGAGCAGGAUUUGAAGGAGUGCUCUGAGCUGACAGAAGGCGUGGACUAUCCGGCAGGUGACGAGGGGGGAAAUGACGCAGACAACGAUGAAGACAGCAGCUUCUCCUGGCUGAAGGAGAUGGGAAUCCAGGACAAAAUCAAGAAGCACGACAACAUCAUCAUACAACUUCGUAAAGAGGGACAAGCUGUGUCUCUGGACCAUAAACCAGAGUCUGUGGUGUGUGUGGAGGGACCUCACACUUUCACCCUCAUCAACUUCCUCAUUAACUGUAAGAGUCUUGUGGCUGCAGCAGGUUCCCAGGCCGGGUUACCACCAACACUGCUGGCUCCUGUCGCUUUCAGGGGAGCAACAGUGCAAACACUGAAGGCCCGCAGUGUGAACGUGAAGAGCCAGGUCGGUUCUAGCUUCCAGAACAUCAGCAGUCUGGAGAUCACAGGACCCAUCCUCCCCUCCUCUCUCCACACCAUCACAACCCUUCUUCGACCCUCACAGAAAGGAAACUUCUCUGCUACACUUUACACGCACGCACCCACUGCUGUCAUGAACACGCACACCAGCACGCAGCAGUGUACCGGGGGAUCGGUCGACUUGUCCGGUUGCGGUCUCCAUCCUGCCUCCGUCCAGCAGCUGCAGCAGCCGUCCAGCCUGGGUAAGAGUGCGCUGACACACAUCAACAUGAACAACUACAGCUACACAUGGAAGAACUGAAGCUGAGUGGACAAUGCACGACUUUCCUGUUGCUCAUAAGUUAUCGUCGGUCAAACUUGUGUUCAGAUCAACAGGCAACCCUAUUUUAAAAUGUCUUUUAAAACAGAUUUUAUUGCAUUAUAUAUUUUAUUUUUAAGGUCUUAAAAUGAAAUGUUCGGAGGAUGAAUUUGUUUUCAAUUUUGUUUUAAUUUUGAGGAAGAAUUGAUAAAAAUGUAUGUUGGUGUGUGUGGUGUGACGUUGUGAGUUGUGUUCAGGACUUGAUCGCUUAGGUAAUAAAGUCAUUCUCUGUGAAAUGUAGUGUUCAAGGCAUAGUUCAUGGAACUAAUGACAAAUAAAUGCGUUAUUAUGAUUCA
Messenger RNA from Solea solea (common sole), 2327 nucleotides. Its product is annotated as protein downstream neighbor of son homolog. The transcript has 12 exons. Gene Ontology annotation, cellular component: nucleus. The record is from RefSeq and is a predicted model, not a curated record. NCBI's taxonomy places the organism in Eukaryota, Metazoa, Chordata, Actinopteri, Pleuronectiformes, Soleidae. Gene Ontology annotation, biological process: nuclear DNA replication. Bases 115 to 1974 code for a protein of 619 amino acids.